This is a messenger RNA of Schistosoma mattheei, 549 nucleotides long. NCBI's taxonomy places the organism in Eukaryota, Metazoa, Platyhelminthes, Trematoda, Strigeidida, Schistosomatidae. The record is from the annotation of a GenBank genome assembly.
AUGGCUCCGAAAGCUCCAGCAAAAAAAGAGAAGAGUGAUGAUCAGGUCAAGAAGACCCAGGUCACUCAAGGCCCUAAAAGUGUAAAAGGUGGAAAAGUUGUGAAGGCAGGAAACAAAAAGUCCACAGCCUCUCUAAAGGCGUUAAAAGCGCAACGGGCCGUCACACUUGGUGCUCACACGAAAGGCAAGAAAAGAGUGAUGUAUACUACGCGAUUCAGGCGACCUAAAACGUACAAACCUCCUCGCUGUCCAAAAGACAGAAGAUUCCUGAUCCCUAAGAGAAACAAACUUGAUGCCUUUCGUAUCAUUCAACAUCCGGUUACAACCGAAGCUGCUAUGAAGAAAAUUGAAGAUAACGACACGUUAGUGUUCAUUGUUGACAGAAGAGCAAACAAACCAGCAAUCAAGGCAGCUGUUCAAGAACUUUAUAAUAUCAAAGUUGCGAAAGUCAACACACUUAAUUGCCCUAACAACGUUAAAAAAGCAUAUGUGAAGCUACCUCCUGAUUUCGACGCCUUAGACGUUGCUAAUAGAAUUGGUAUUAUAUAA